GGAAAAUGAACUUACGGGUGGAAGAUGCCCGUUGGGUUGAACACUCGCUAGCUGAAAGCUGAAGCGUGGUCGCCAGCCUGUGCGGAGGAGAACAGGAUGCGGGUCACCAUGAGGAGGGUGUUGCUGGUGGUGGGCUCAGUGGUCGCCCUGAUGGUGACUCUGCACCUCGGCCAGCAGGUCCUGGAGUGCCAGCAGGUCCUGAGCGAGAGGAGACACAGGCUGAUGAGACCUGAGAACGAGGAGCUGGUCAUGAUGGACUCCAACCACGUCGAGUACCGUUACAGCAAGGAGAUGCCCCUGAUAUUCAUUGGCGGGGUCCCACGGAGCGGCACGACGCUGAUGAGGGCCAUGCUCGAUGCACACCCUGAGGUGCGCUGCGGAGAGGAGACCCGCAUCAUCCCCCGCGUGCUGGCGAUGCGGCAGGCCUGGUCCAAAUCGGGGCGAGAGAAGAUGCGCCUGGACGAGGCGGGGGUGACAGACCAAGUUUUGGAUGCCGCUAUGCAGGCCUUUAUACUGGAAGUGAUCGCCAAGCACGGUGAGCCAGCCAGGUAUUUGUGUAACAAGGACCCCUUCACGCUGAAGUCCUCUGUCUACCUGUCCAGGCUGUUCCCCAAUUCCAAAUUCCUCCUGAUGGUUCGAGAUGGCCGGGCUUCGGUCCACUCCAUGAUCACGCGGAAAGUGACGAUCGCGGGCUUCGACCUGAACAGCUACCGAGACUGCCUGACCAAGUGGAACAAAGCCAUCGAGGUGAUGUACUCCCAGUGCUUGGAGAUCGGGCGGUCCCGCUGCCUGCCCGUCUACUAUGAGCAGCUGGUGCUGCACCCCGAGCAGUCCAUGCACGCCAUCAUGAAGUUCCUGGACAUCUCCUGGAGUGACACGGUGCUGCACCACGAGGAGCUGAUAGGGAAGCCCGGCGGGGUGUCGCUUUCCAAGAUAGAAAGAUCAACAGACCAGGUUAUCAAGCCGGUGAACAUGGAGGCGUUAUCUAAGUGGAUCGGGCACAUCCCGGGGGAUGUGCUGCAGGACAUGGCCCACAUCGCACCGAUGCUCGCCAGGCUCGGCUACGACCCCUAUGCCAACCCACCCAACUACGGCCACCCCGACCCCUUAGUUGUCAACAACACACACAGAGUUUUAAAGGGGGAUUAUAAAACGCCAGCCAAUUUGAAAGGUCAUCUGCAGGUGACUCAGAACACAUCAUCUUCUCACUAAGAAAAUUAAUGAUUUCCAGAAUGCUGCAAAUGGCCUUUUGUUGUCCAACAAAGAAGAGUUUGCAACGGCACCAGUGGAAAUCGGUUAUCCAAGCAUAUUGCUUGCUAAUACUAUUGCCAAAACGACUGCUGUACGAGGAAUGUAUUUGCAUUUAUUUGCAAAGGCCAAACACCUUCCCCCUGGGACACCCGCCGGCUGCCUUUUCCGAGCGCUCCGUGGUGGAAGCACCUGUGGACGUCCGCACUCGCCGGGGCCGUCGGCGUGCCUCGGGAGGAGGUUUUGUGUGCCGUGGCCGGAGGACUCGUCAAAUCGCGUCUAAGUGUCUCGUCACGCUGUUCUCUAAUUGCGGGUCGGAGGCCCUGUCCUGACCUCGCAGAGCCUUCGUCGUGCGAGUGACCCCCCGCGCCCCCGCCCUUCACUGUGACUUACAGAGGCUAUUGCAGAGUUAAUA
This is a messenger RNA of Gavia stellata (red-throated loon), 1663 nucleotides long. RefSeq names its product tyrosylprotein sulfotransferase 2 (gene TPST2). NCBI's taxonomy places the organism in Eukaryota, Metazoa, Chordata, Aves, Gaviiformes, Gaviidae. Gene Ontology annotation, cellular component: Golgi apparatus. The coding region runs from base 97 to 1212 and encodes 371 amino acids. Gene Ontology annotation, biological process: peptidyl-tyrosine sulfation. The record is from RefSeq and is a predicted model, not a curated record. Gene Ontology annotation, molecular function: protein-tyrosine sulfotransferase activity. The transcript has 6 exons.